Messenger RNA from Juglans regia (Persian walnut), 1182 nucleotides. RefSeq lists its product as uncharacterized. The coding region runs from base 1 to 1182 and encodes 393 amino acids. The record is from RefSeq and is a predicted model, not a curated record. The transcript is spliced from 2 exons. NCBI's taxonomy places the organism in Eukaryota, Viridiplantae, Streptophyta, Magnoliopsida, Fagales, Juglandaceae.
AUGGAUGAUGAGAUUGAUGCUUUACAAUUGAAUAAUACUUGGGAUAUUGUUAAUCUGCCUAUUGGAAAGAAAGCAAUUGGUUCCAAAUGGGUUUAUCGCCUCAAAUACAACUCGGAUGGCUCUAUAGAAAGACAUAAGGCACGAUUGGUUGCCAAAGGUCAAAACUCUUUGGCUAUUGCUGCCAUUAAAGGUUGGAGUUUGCAUCAAUUUGAUGUAAACAACGCCUUCUUACAUGGUGAACUACACGAAGAAGUCUACAUGAAGAUGCCUCCCGGAUACUCAAUUCCCAACAAAGAAAAAGUUUGUAAGUUGAAGAAAAGCUUGUAUGGACUUAAGCAGGCUUCUCGGCAAUGGUAUGCCAAAUUUUCCUCAUCUUUACUUCAAUAUGGUUUCAAUCAAUCUCGGGCUGAUUAUACUCUUUUUACCAAAGGCAGUGGUCCUUCAUUCAUUGCAUUACUUGUCUACGUUGAUGAUAUUAUUGUGGCUACUAAUGAUCUCAAAGAUGUUUCUGACUUAAAAGAAUUCUUAGCUACCAAGUUCAAGAUCAAGGAUCUUGGUUGUCUAAAAUAUUUUCUGGGUUUAGAGGUUGCCCGAAAUCCUACUGGAAUACAGAUUUGUCAACGAAAAUAUACAUUAGAUAUAUUAAAUGAUGCUGGUUUGCUUGGUUGUAAACCAAGCUUAAUUCCCAUGGAUCCCAAUAUUAAAUUGUGUAAAGAUGAAGGUCAAUUGCUGGAUGAUCCUAGUGAAUAUAGACGAAUGGUUGGCAGACUUCUCUAUCUCACUAUUACACGACCUGAUCUCUCCUACUCUGUUAAUAUCUUGAGUCAAUACAUGUCAUCACCACGAGUCCCUCAUCUUAAUGCUGCCUAUAAAGUGUUGCGGUAUCUCAAGAAAUCACCAGGACAGGGCUUGUUCUUCCCAUCUUCAUCCUCAUAUCACUUGACUGUCUACUGCGAUUCUGACUGGGCAUCAUGUCCCGACACUAGGCGUUCCACAACAGGCUAUUGUGUCUUCCUUGGUCACUCUCUUGUCUCCUGGAAAUGCAAGAAACAGACAACUGUAUCAAGAAGUUCUGCUGAAGCAGAAUACCGCUCCAUGGCCUCAGCCUCAUGUGAAAUCAUAUGGAUCAAGUACCUUCUUGCAGAUCUCCAAGUCCCUCAUUUUCAGCCUGCUACUCUCUAA